Molecule: messenger RNA, 4292 nt
Organism: Abrus precatorius (Indian licorice)
Lineage: Eukaryota; Viridiplantae; Streptophyta; Magnoliopsida; Fabales; Fabaceae
Product: transcription initiation factor TFIID subunit 15b
Exons: 6
Coding region: 93-1664 (523 amino acids)
Molecular function (GO): RNA binding
Source: RefSeq, a predicted model, not a curated record
CUUUCUUUACAAUACUACACACACUCGCGUGCUCGAAAAAUCUCACUGGUUUUUCUUCUCUCGCGCGGUCCCAACAAACCCUAGAUCGGAUCAUGUCUGGAGUGUACGGUCAAGACGGCGGCGGCGGCGGCGGUGGUUCUGCGCCACCGUCUUACGGGGCUAGCGGUGGAUACGGUUCUGCCGGUGGUUACGGUGCCGGUGCUGGUGGAGGAGGUAGUUAUGGAGGCGGAGGCUAUGCAGGAGGAGGCAGCGCUGGGGCUGGUUAUGGUGGUAAUGAUAGCGGUGGUGGUUACGGAGCAAAAGGUAGCGGAAACGGUGGCGGCGGUGGAUAUGGCGGUAGCGACGGUGGAGGUUAUGGCGGAAGGAGCGGAUAUGGUGGAAACGAUGGCGGAGGCUAUGGAGGAAGAGGCGGCGGUGGUCGCGGAGGUGGAGGUUACGGAGGUGGAUAUGGUGGUCGAGGUGGUGGUGGCGGAGGUGGAUUUCAAGGUGGAGAUCGCGGUGGCCGCGGUGGCGGUCGCGGUGGCCGCGGUGGUGGUGGUAGAGACGGAGAUUGGCGGUGCCCUAACCAAAGUUGUGGGAACUUGAACUUUGCGAGAAGGGUUGAAUGUAACAAAUGUGGUACUCCUUGUCCUAAUAGUGGUAAUGAUCGUGGUGGCAGCGGUGGUGGUGGUGGUGGUUAUAAUAGAGGAGGAAGCAGUGGGGGGUAUGGCAAUAAUCGAGGAGGUAGAUCUGGGAAUUAUGAUGGCGGGAGAGGUAAUGACUAUAACGGUGGAGGGGGUAGAUCUGGGAGCUAUGAUGGCGGCAGAGGUAAUGACUAUAGUAGUGGAAGGGGUGGUAAUAAUGAAGGUAGAGGUGGUUCAUUUAGAGGUAAUCAAGCUAGGGAAGAUGGUGGCUAUGGUCAAGUUCCUCCUCCUAAUGCCCAAUCUUACGGCGGUGCUAGUGGAAACUACCCAUCCACAUACAAUUCUUAUGGUGGCAAUGCAAAUUAUGGAACAGAAGCAGUUCCCCCACCUGCAAGUUAUACUGGUGGACCUAAUUCAUAUCCCCCAUCAUACGGGGGUAACGUGGCUGGUUAUGGUGGAGAUAAUCAAGGGGAUGGACGAAGUGGUGGUAGGACUGGGCCUGCAGCUGGAUAUGACAAUAGCUAUGGUGCUGGUAAUCGAGGUGGAUUUGGUGGACCUCCUGCUGAGCCCCCUGCUGCAGUGAAGCAGUGUGAUGAGAAUUGUGAUGAUACAUGUGACAACUCUAGAAUCUACAUUUCAAACCUCCCGCCAGAUGUGACAAUUGAAGAAUUGAGGGAACUUUUUGGAGGAAUUGGACAAGUUGGAAGAAUAAAGCAAAAGAGGGGCUAUAAAGAUCAAUGGCCUUGGAACAUAAAGAUUUACACAGAUGAGAAUGGAAACAACAAGGGUGAUGCUUGCCUUGCUUAUGAAGAUCCCUCUGCAGCACAUUCUGCUGGCGGUUUUUACAAUAAUUAUGAUUUGAGGGGUUUCAAAAUCAGUGUUGCAAUGGCAGAAAAAUCUGCCCCAAGGGCGCCUGCAUAUAACCAAGGGGGCAAUAGGGGUGGCUAUGGUGGAGAUAGACGCAGAGACAAUUAUAGAGAUGGAGGUGGUUCUGGACCUGAUAGGCGUGAUCAUUAUGGGAAUCGUUCACGUCCGUACUGAGUGCUUGGACAUUGAACGUUUUAUGUACUAUGAUUUGUGGGCUGAGGGAUUUAUUAUUUCAGUUGGCUGGUUUCUUGAACAGGAAGCAAAGAGGUAGGCUGUUCACUCACUCUGAGCAAGACCUCUUCAGCACCUUUUUGUUUCAUUUGUCUAGCUGGUGGGUUUUGACUUUUAGUCAGGGAUUAAUUUAAUCAUGUGAAUGUUUUUAUAGAGGCAAGUGGAUAGUCUCCAAAUUGCUUGCUGCUAAGGUAGGUUGAUUAUUUCAGGUGAGUGCUGCUUUCAUGAAAAUAUGCCUAAUACUUGCUUGGUGAUUAAACCAUGUGUCAUUAUGUGGGUAAGUGCUUGCAUUCCCAGCUCAUCCCAUGUAGCAUUUGGUACAAGCAGGUGAUGGCAUUAAUUAAUAGAAUGUUUUAUGUUAGUCAUAGUUCCACAAAUCAAUAAGUUUUAGUUACAAUGUGUAUCAAGGGAGAUCUGUUUUUUCCUGGAAAGUAGUGAUUCUGGCUGCUUAUUGCAUUAAAUUAAAGCCUUUAUAAUGGAUCAGUUAUAACUUAUGCUAUCAUGGUCUUAGAAAUUGAGGCAGUGCACAAAUACUAAUGUGUAUUUCAUGAAUCAUUGAUUUUUCAAGUUUGGAAAUCCACUGUAGUUUGAGUCAAAACUUAGAACUAUAGCAUAUGGCAACAAGAAUGGCAUAAGUUAGCUUCGUAAUCAAAGUUUCCAUAUUUUGAUGAAAAUGCCAUGGUUUUAUGUAGCAAAGCUUGUACAUUUUCAGGGAACGAGCUGAAAAAGGGGAAAAUUCGCAGUAUUCUAAUAUAUAUAGAUUUACGUGAUAAAAUAGUUCUAAAUUGAAUAAUAUAGUUUAUAUAGUAAAAUAAUGUCUACGAAGCUUCAAUCAAGUUCCAUUUCAUUGUAUAUCAGAUAAAUAACAUACAUUAGGCAAGCUUGUAGAUUUGAAAACUAUUUUGUCUGAAGUAGGUAAAUCAAAAGCCAUUCUUGUAUAGUUUAAAACCUGUUUUGCCCAAGGUCAUAUUACUAUUUAUAUGUUUCUUUCGCUCUUCUAUUAAGUCAAUAACUCCAAUUUUUAAAGAUUUCAAAGUACAUUAUUGUUGGUUCUGCGCACUAGGUUUUUGAUCCACUUGCAAUUGUAGAUGAAGUAGUAGUUAGGUUAAGGUUCCUAUUAACUCUGUUAUACGCUGUGUAUUUUUGGCAAGCUGGCUAUUGGAGUUCGUACUUUGCAGUAGCAUUCCCCAGCUUUCUAUUCUCCGCAAUGCAAGUUUUUAUGUUUCAUGAUAGAUGAGUACAGUUGCGCUGCUAGUUUGUUUGAUGGUUCGUACAUCUAGUCCCCGGGGCUUUAGCACAUUUGGUGUAAUUUGCGGGCAGAAUGCUCUUCUUCGGCUUAUAUAUUGUUGUCAAAUAUCGUAGCUUCUUCCCCAUGCUCGCUCAUUUAGCUCCUUAUCAAGAGAUGGUUUCAGAGGGCAUUUAAUACAUGUGUACUUCAAACACCUGUUCAGAUUGUUAUAUGCAGCCUGUUUAGGAUUUCUCUUAAUCUCUGAUAGUUCCUUACAGGUUUAGUCUUUGAAAUUUGUCAGUUGCGUUUAUGAAUGCUAAGCCCUUGUUUAUCCUUGUUUCAUUGGAUGAGCCUAGAUUUUCACCAGCUGUUUAAAUUCCGUAAUGUCUUUCCGUAUUCUUCGUAGUUCGUGUUUUCUGUUUGUUGAAACUUAUUUCUUCACGGGUGUUGUAAUAUUCACUUUACCAAUUUCAAUUUGGCAUGGAUAUGAUACAAAAUGACCUGGUAUCCGUAUCUAAGCCGAGGAUCAAAACGUAUUGAUCUAUAAUUUCUUACAAAUUCAAAGGGGUUGAGCUUGGGUUGAUUAAUUGUCGAAUCAGAGGUUGAUGGUCCGACUGUAUUUCACUGAAAUUUUAUUUCAUUUGUAAAUAAAUUUGAAAAAUAAUGGAUGAACGUAUCUUUGUAUUUAUUGAACUCUAAAUUGAUAUUUUUGUUUCACGAAAGAAUGUAUAGAACGUUGUAAAUUAAAAGCAUGUGUUACACUACUUUGUUUGCACUAGAGUUGUUUUGCUAAUUAGAUUGGCCAUGUGAAGUGGGAUUUGAUUACUAGCUAAUAUUUUAAUAUGAUUAUUAUUUGAACAUUUGUAAGUGUACCGUUUAGGCCAUUUUGAUAUAACUGCGAUUGUAUAAAAUACUCGAUGCAACUAUCAGUCUUGUACUAAACGCCCUAAUCUUACGAAAACAAGGAUAGCUUAGGGGUUAACAUUCUCUGAUACUAUUAUAAAUAAUCCUUCUACGCCUCACUAAAGAAGUUAUUUAAGAAUCUGUUGACACUUUCUUCAAAACUUUAAAUAGUUGUAUAAUGAAAUGCAUAACUUAUAUUCUACUCAUCGUUUUCUUAACUUGCUGUGAAAAUUCAUUGCUAGUUUCAUUUUUGCGUUGUAUAAUGGGUGAUUUUAUCAUUUUUUUAAGGGGAGGAAAUUUAACGUCUAUUCGCAAGCAUUUAAUUCCUUUUGUUUUGGUAUGCAUCUUUUAUGCCAAUAAAAAAGAUGGGAAUAAAAAUAACAAAUAAAAUCUUAUUCCUAAUAGAGAUCCUCUUGUUUUUUCUUUUUUUUCAGAAUUUU